Messenger RNA from Apis laboriosa (Himalayan honeybee), 3819 nucleotides. It is a transcript of the gene ss, whose product is annotated as aryl hydrocarbon receptor protein 1. Gene Ontology annotation, molecular function: protein dimerization activity; nuclear receptor activity; transcription cis-regulatory region binding. Lineage: Eukaryota; Metazoa; Arthropoda; Insecta; Hymenoptera; Apidae. Gene Ontology annotation, biological process: regulation of transcription by RNA polymerase II. The transcript is spliced from 11 exons. The coding region runs from base 98 to 2917 and encodes 939 amino acids. The record is from RefSeq and is a predicted model, not a curated record. Gene Ontology annotation, cellular component: nucleus; aryl hydrocarbon receptor complex.
UGCGGCGACGGAUUACGUGACGGCGGCAUGCUAUCCCCCGGGACCUCAGCUCACCCUGACCGCCUCUCACCCUCAGCCCCACGUCGUUGAUCCCGCGAUGACGCCCACCUCGGCGCCGGUACCGACCCCGACCACGGCGUCGGGACCCAACAACCCGGUCGCCAUGAGCCAACUGGGAACCGUCUAUGCCACCAAGAGGCGACGCCGGAACGGAAAAAGCUUGAAACCACCGCAGAAGGAUGGGGUGACAAAAUCGAAUCCCAGCAAGCGACAUCGGGAGCGAUUGAACGCCGAGUUGGACACUUUGGCCUCGUUGCUCCCGUUCGAGCAAAAUAUCCUCAGCAAGCUGGACAGACUCAGCAUCCUCAGACUCAGCGUCAGCUACCUUCGGACGAAGAGCUAUUUUCAAGUGGUGAUGCACAAAGACAAGGAAGAAAAUUCGCACCACGAUUCUCACUAUCGGGCGAGGGAGUUGGCGGCGUUCGCCGCAUACGACCAUCAUCAUCUCGACGGCGAAAUGUUCCUGCAGGCGCUAAACGGGUUCCUGCUGAUACUCACCUGCGACGGGGAAGUGUUCUUCGCCACCCACAGCAUAGAAAGUUACCUUGGUUUCCAUCAGUCCGACAUCGUCCAUCAAAGCGUAUACGAGCUGGUGCACAGCGAGGAUCGAGAGGAGUUGCAAAGGCAGCUUAUGUGGAACUCGUUUCUUCCCAGUGAAAGUGCAAGUCUCCCUUUGCACGACGCCCUUUCACCCCAACACAGUCACCUUUUGGAGCGAAGCUUCACUGUCCGCUUCCGGUGUCUUCUGGACAACACGUCCGGUUUUUUGCGUUUGGACAUCAGGGGACGAGUGAAGAUACUCCACGGUCAAAACAGGAAAACGGAGGAGCCACCGUUGGCACUGUUCGCCCUGUGCACACCGUUCGGCCCGCCCUCGUUGCUCGAAGUCCCGCAGAAGGACGUGAUGUUCAAGAGCAAGCACAAACUGGAUCUCGCGCUCGUGUCCAUGGAUCAACGGGGGAAAAUGUUGUUGGGCUAUUCGGACGCCGAACUGGCAAACCUUGGCGGCUACGAUCUAGUCCAUUACGACGAUUUGGCAUACGUGGCGAGUGCCCACCAAGAACUGUUGAAGACGGGGGCCUCGGGGAUGAUAGCGUACAGAUUCCAAAAGAAAGAUGGCGGAUGGCAGUGGCUGCAGACCAGCUCCAGGCUAGUCUACAAGAACUCUAAACCCGACUUCGUAAUCAGCACGCAUCGUCCCCUCAUGGAGGAAGAGGGCAGAGAUCUCCUCGGCAAACGAACGAUGGACUUCAAGGUCAGUUAUCUGGACGCAGGUCUCACCAACAGUUACUUUUCGGACAGCGACAGCCUCACCGGUUCGGUGAUGACUCCGACCCUCCCCAGCCAACCCACGUCCCAGAGAGUGAACAGGCGGUACAAAACCCAACUGAGAGACUUCCUGUCCACCUGUCGGAACAAACGUACCAAACUGUCCGCGCAAUCGUCCGUCUCCCCGCCCGCCACACCCACCGUCGCAUCCGUCGACUACCUCGCCGCCGAUACCAGCGCCGCCGCCGCGGUCGCGGCGGCAUACAGCAACCUGAACACGAUGUAUCCGACCGCUUACGCGCCCACGGCAGUAGCCGCGACCACGGAUCCCUCCUUGACCACGUACAUCGGCCACACGGGCAACUAUCAUCAGACGUUGUACCCUGCAACCGCGUUGGACAACAGAUACCUGACCGCAGCUACGGAGAACCUGUUCCAAUACAGGCCCCUGGGCACGUACUACCCCGAGUACCACACGAGCACGGCGUACAACGGCUUCAUCGACGUCCCCCUGCCUACGUACGAGACCCACCAACUGGCCAGCAAAGCCGAGGAGAAGCUCUACUGCCAGCAAUUGGGCGAGUCGCCCAAGUACAGCUACGUGGAGGCGAGACACCCGAGCAGCGUGAGCGGCUCUCCCUACGCGUCUAGCCCCGUUGCUGCGACCGCCUCGACCGCCAUGCAGCAGCAGCAGCAACAACAACAACAGCAACAACAGCAACAGCAACAACAGCACACCGCCGACAUCGGCAUCGUUCGAGCGGGCAGCAGACACUCCCUCGAGGGUGGGGCAGGCUCGUCGAGCAAUUCCGCUGGAAGCUCGCCGGUCACGGGUGCUACGAACGGCGUGCUGACCCCGAAAAUAGAGGACGUGAAGCCGGAAGUGUACGGGGGCGAAGCGCCCCGGCAAACCGUGCUCAUGUGGGGGGCGCCACCCGCUCGCACGCCGCCCAGGAACAACGGCAGCUACAGCCCACCCACGCCUCACUCCACUCACUCGUCCACCCACUCGACCAACGCCACGGGGGGCGGGGGGGAUCCCCUCAAGUCGUUGGCGGAAAUGAACUCGAUGAACGGGGAGUGCAAGUGGCGGCAGGCGUCGCCCGGCGAGCAACAGGGCGCGGCGCCCAGCUCGCCCAGGGCCAAGGCGCAGCCGCAGCAGCAACACCAACAACACCAUCAGCAACAGCAGCAACACCAACAGUACCAACCGGUGACCACGUCUCAGUAUCAAGCGGCGGCGGCUGCAGCUGCAGCGGCCGCGGCCGCGGCGGCGAGCACUAUCGGAUACGCGCACUCGCAUCCAGGCCACGGCCACGGGGAUACGGGCUCCGAGCACGCCCCCGUCAGCUGUGGGAACAACGGGGACAGGAGUCGGCAUGGGCAUCGGGCAGGACAGCAGCACCAGCAACAGCAACGUCUUGUACCACCCCCCGCACCACCACCACCACCACCACCCUCAGCACCAACACGCGGUGGGAUCAUCAGCGGCGGGAAUGGGCCCAACUGUCCCUCAGAUUCCAAACCGGACACCGGGAGUCCUUUGCUGUCCAUCUCUGAGGUGACUAACACCCUGCUCAACCAAUAGCCUCCUCGUCACCUCGGCGUCGCUCCGUUUCAGUGAUCAAGGUAUCUCUCAGGAGAUGGUUUCACCGAGGCGAAUCACAAAGCGCGUGACUGUACCAUACAGAUAAUACCAGGUUAAAAGCCUGUCAAAGAGUGUUUCCCCGCGUAACGUAACGUAACGUAACUCGUUACAGUUUGCCACGACGUGUUGUUAAGUUUUCACGAGAGGAGGUUAUCCUCGGGUCGAAUCGUCGUCGUCGGGAAGAAUUUCGAGUCGAUCGCUACGUGAUCGAAUCGUGAAAUCGCGAAAUCGAAAGGCGAUGGUAUUUCUCUGUGCGCGCUGCAUUCGAAACGAGCGGGGGAACCGGUGGAGAUCGGUGGAGGAUCCACGAUCCACGUUUCGAACCGUUCGCGUGGCAAGUUUUCCGCUGAUGGAGAAUGAUUGAUAGAGAAUUUCUGCGAGCCGAACGAUCGUAUGUAAUUUAAAAGGUACGUUCGUAAUUAUGAUAUCGAUAUUGGGUUCGGAUUCGCGAAUGAACGAUAGAGAUAGUGGAGCGUGGCUAGAGAGCGUUUCCUCGGUCGCGACCGAUUUUUCGUAACGUAACUUCCUGCUGUUUCGCGUGUAAUUAUACGGAACAAAAGUGGUCCCCUCCUGCCUUCCACUGUGAAAAAUUUUUCUCACAGAGAUACGAGAAUUCCGAAUGCAGUUCCUUGGUCCGGGUGAACGGCGAUAGCCACGCUUCUUAACCUUCGUAAAGAUUUGCAUAGAUUGUAUUUCGUCGAGGAGCACAAAAAUAUAUGGAAAUGAUCGCCUCGAUCGAGCCUAAUAUAAAAAGGAGAAACGCAACAUUUAAAACGCGGAAUUUAGUUUUUUUUUUUUUUAUUAGGCCUAAUAUAUCGUGUGCCGUUACGUACCGUCGUUGC